AUGGUGUGCAACUUUUCCAGCGUUCCCACCACAGAUGUGAGUUCAGCAUGGCUUCUACCAUCAGCAUCCAGCACUUCUGUCCAGCCGCUCAUGGGUAAUGCCUAUCUUAACCCACAUGCUGGCACAACCAUGCUGACAGUGCUAACAGAGCAGGGACAGAUUUCCACCUCGGCACCCUCCUAUCCAGGUGCUCUCAAGUGGGAUUGCACUGGAAGCACACAUGGGAGGGAAGAUGCACUCCAGGAAUUCAAUAUGACCCUCACUGACCAGGACACUAGACUCUCCUCCCUGGCUGUGACAAACCAGUGUGAUAAAAUUUUAGAUCCCAAUGCCACAGUUCCUUUUUAUCCAACACUGCCUGCCAGCUUUGUCCAGGUCACACCACUGCAGAUGCCAAAUCAAGGAUACAGCCUGGCACCUUCCUACCAGGAGGGCAGCCAGGUCUAUUACUANGAGCACAACAACCUGGGCCCUCUGAUAGCUGGAGAAUUUGGGCAGUGUUUGCAACCCCAUGGUUCUGUGCCCUACCCUGGGAGUCAGACCUCUGCGUUCCAACCAGAGAUGGUGAUGGUGCUAAAAGAGAUUCAGCCAAGGAAUAACCAAAUACCACUUUUUACCUCUGCCUUCUCCUAUUCCACAUCUGCUCAGUCCAUGCCAGACAACGGUCUUCCUG
This is a messenger RNA of Mus caroli (Ryukyu mouse), 673 nucleotides long. The record is from RefSeq and is a predicted model, not a curated record. Lineage: Eukaryota; Metazoa; Chordata; Mammalia; Rodentia; Muridae.